UAUAUUUCUUUUAAUAUUUCAGUUUCUUUUUGGUGAUCUGCUCAGCAGUCCUCAUCUUCUUGUUUGUCCUUCCUUCCACAUCGUUCACUCAGAGUCUAGAAGAGGACAAUGCCGCCCAGAGUAGGUAAUAGAAGUCGGGGCCGUGGUGUUCGUACAGCUAGAUUAGCUGAUAUUGGUCGACCUCCUAGGGAUCCUACAGUUGCACCUCCGCCUCUUGAAGGGGUGGCAGAUCAUGAGUUAUCUGAGAGCCGAGAAGGACAUGGAGAAUCUGUUUCUCAUGGUGUUGAAUCAGGGGCAUAUCCGACUACACCAUCGCUUUCCUUGGCACCUGCAGUUGCACCUCCUGUUGCACCUGUAGUUCCACCUUUUGUUCCACCUGUAGUACCAGCCCAUCCUUUCCAGAUAAAUGCAGACUUGGGUGCUUUUGUGGCACAAGUAGUUACAGCUGCUGUUACAGCCAAACCUAGAGAUCCGUGGGAGAUAGUGGAUCGUGCUAGACGUUUGGGAGCUUAUGAUUUUGAGGGUUCCUCUGAUGCUGACAUUGCAGAUAAAUGGUUAAAGAAAGUGCUAAAAGUGUUUGAAUUAAUGAUGUUGACUGAUCCAGAGAAGGUAGAUAAUGUACAUGGUUUGCUUCAGGGUAAGGCUGAUGCUUGGUUCGAUGGCAUCCGUCGUAGACAUGGAGUCAGACUGACUUGGGAUCAAUUUAUUCAUGAAUUUCGCCAGGAAUAUUUGUCAGAUAGUUACAGGAAAGGAAAACAGGAUGCCUUUUUCAGGCUGUUUCAGGGAAGCCUCUCAAUAAGAGAGUACGUUGACAAGUUUGAAGAUCUUUAUUGCUUUGUUUCAGAUAUAUUGCCUUCUGAGGAAGCAAAAUCUGACCGAUUCAGACAGGGUCUACAUGUUAAUAUCAGAUCAUCUAUGACCUGGUUCAGAGGUAAUAAUUUCAGAGAGUUGGUGGAAGCAGCUUUGAAUGUUGAAAAAGUUAAGCAAGAAGAGAAAGAGUAUGAACAGAAGAUGAGUAGAAAGCAUUUGCAGGGCUCACAAGGGUUCAGAGAAAGACCAGCAAAGAGAGGGAGCAGUUCAUUUCAGUCCCAAGCUGGAUACAGUGGUAGCGGUAGAGGUUCCUUUGUUAACACAGAGCAGCAGGUUGCUCGACCACAGUCUAGUCAGAGUUCAGUAGCACAGUCAGUGGGUAGUUCCUUUAGGGCACAGACACGUGGACAAGGACAAGGAUAUGAUUCUGGAAAAUUCGAUAGGGGUUGUUUUGAAUGUGGUUCUUCGGGACAUUUUAAGAGAGAUUGUCCAUUGCUGAUAGCCAGAGACAGUGGUUCUCAGCAAGGAUCAGUGGCGCCUCAGAAUCUAAGGUCUGGUGUGACACCAUCACAGGGUGUACCUACGGCACAAGUGGGGCCUGGCACAAGCAGAGCCAGUGGAGCUACUUCAUCUUCUCAGUCUAGACCAACGAUGCAACCCGGCAGACCUCGCACUCAGGCCAGAGUUUUUGCUGUGACACAGCAGGAGGCACGAGCAUCUCCAGAGGUGGUGACUGGUAUGUUAACUAUUUUUGGUAAAGAUGCACACAUUCUUAUAGAUCCUGGUUCUACUCACUCUUUCAUAUCUCAAUCCUUCUCUGAGCAUACUGAUAGAGAGUUAAAACCUUUAGACUGUGGAUUAGCUGUGAGUACUCUAGUUGGGGAUUCUGUAGUAUGUGAACAUGUGUAUAGGGAUUGUGUUGUUAAGUUGGGCGACCAUGAGUUGUUAGUGGAUCUAGUUCCUUUGUGUCUACAAGAUCUGGAUGUCAUCUUAGGUAUGGACUGGUUAUCUCGUCAUCAUGCCACAAUAGAUUGCUUUGAGAAAUCAGAGGUAUUUAAUAGUCCAGAAGGGUCUAAGUUCACUUUCUUUGGGGAGAGGCAUUUACUUCCUUCUUAUGUGAUUUCCGCCAUGACUACUAGGAAGAUGCUUCGGAAGGGUUGUCAAGCAUACUUAGCCUAUGUGAUGAACAGUAGUCGGGAAGGACCUAAAUUGGAAGAUAUACCAGUAGUAAGCGAGUUUUCUGAUGUAUUUCCUGAAGAGCUUCCUGGGUUGCCUCCAGAUAGAGAGAUUGAAUUCUCUAUUGAUUUGAAUCUAGGUACAGCUCCUAUUUCUAUGGCACCAUACAGAAUGGCCCCAGCAGAAUUGAAGGAGUUAAAAGCACAAUUGCAGAAGCUACUUGAUAAAGUGCGAAAUAAGUAUCAUUUACCCCGCAUUGAUGAUCUUUUUGAUCAGCUUCAAGGUGCUAAGGUAUUCUCCAAGAUUGAUUUGCGGUCUGGGUAUCAUCAAUUGAAGAUCAAAGAGGUGUUCAAGCCCUACUUGGAUAGCUUUGUUAUUGUGUUUAUUGAUGACAUCUUAGUAUAUUCCCGUAGCAAGGAAGAGCAUGAGAAGCAUUUAUGGAUAGUACUGCAGAUUUUGAGAGAUAAACAACUAUAUGCUAAAUUGAGCAAAUGUGAGUUCUGGCUUGAUCGGGUGGUUUUCUUGGGGCAUAUUAUCUCAGCAGAUGGAGUUUUGGUUGAUCCUAAGAAGAUUGAAGCAGUAGUCAAUUGCGAUCCUCCAACGAAUGUUACAGAGGUUAGAAGUUUUCUGGGCUUAGCAGGGUAUUAUCGUCGCUUUGUUCAGGAUUUCUCCAUCAUUGCAGCACCAUUGACUAAACUCCUUCGAAAGAAUGCAAAGUUUGAAUGGACAGAUGAAUGUCAAGAGAGUUUUGAGAAGCUUAAAACGUGUCUCACAUCAGCCCCAGUUCUUACCCUACCCUCAAGUACAGAUGGAUUUGUGGUGUAUAGUGAUGCUUCUCACAAGGGUUUAGGCUGUGUACUCAUGCAACAUGGGAAGGUGAUAGCUUAUGCUUCUAGACAGCUUAGACCACAUGAAGUAAAUUAUCCCACCCAUGAUCUGGAAUUAGCUGCAGUUGUGUUUGCAUUAAAGACAUGGAGGCAUUAUAUUUAUGGCGUGACUUGCCAGAUUUUUACAGAUCAUAAGAGUAAAGCUAAUAUGGUAGCUGAUGCCCUUAGUCGCAAGUCCUUUAGUAAUUUGGCCUAUCUCAAAACAGUUCGGCUUCCUUUGUUACUAGAGAUCAGAUCCUUAAGAGUAGAACUAGCAGUGGAUGAUGCAGGAGCAUUGUUAGCAACUCUCAAAGUUCGACCAGUGUUGAUAGAAAGAGUCAGAGAAGCCCAAAAUCAAGAUGAGCAGUUGAGUAAGAUCAGUAAUGAAGUAAGAGAUGGCACACGUACUGACUUUUCUCUAAGGGAGGAUGGAACUUUAAUGUUUGGUGAUAGACUAUGUGUACCCAGAGUAGAAAGCUUGAAGAGAGAGAUUAUGGAGGAAGCCCAUUGUUCUGCUUACUCUAUGCAUCCAGGAAGUACAAAAAUGUACAGAGAUCUUAGAGAAAACUAUUGGUGGCCAGGUAUGAAGAAAGAAAUAGCUGACUUUGUAUCCACAUGCUUAGUUUGCCAACAGAUUAAAGCAGAACAUCAACAUCCAACAGGAAAGCUACAACUGUAA
Messenger RNA from Manihot esculenta (cassava), 3531 nucleotides. RefSeq lists its product as uncharacterized. NCBI's taxonomy places the organism in Eukaryota, Viridiplantae, Streptophyta, Magnoliopsida, Malpighiales, Euphorbiaceae. The transcript is spliced from 6 exons. Gene Ontology annotation, molecular function: zinc ion binding; nucleic acid binding. The record is from RefSeq and is a predicted model, not a curated record. Bases 109 to 3531 code for a protein of 1140 amino acids.